Ornithorhynchus anatinus (platypus) is the source of this 3697-nucleotide messenger RNA. RefSeq names its product synaptonemal complex protein 2 (gene SYCP2). NCBI's taxonomy places the organism in Eukaryota, Metazoa, Chordata, Mammalia, Monotremata, Ornithorhynchidae. Bases 212 to 3133 code for a protein of 973 amino acids. The record is from RefSeq and is a predicted model, not a curated record. The transcript has 32 exons.
GACUGCAGAGAAUUUCUUAAAGCAGUGAAUACUAAACUUGCUUCUAAACCAAAGGGUUUUCACAUUUCUGUGUUCGUCUCUAUUUCUCAAUGAAUAUGAGUUACAGAUACCACUAGAUGCAAAUCAUCAAGGAUUUUGGAUUGGCUUUAACCUUUGUAGCAGAAGUAUAUCUUUCCACACUUUACAAGAUAAUGAACAUCAGUCCCUUCUUAUGAGAUCUAGUAUACUAGCCAGUGAUGCCAAAAAUUUCCAGAAACAUACAUAUGAAACAACAAAUGUUUCUGAAAAUGAGGUAGAAGUAUAUAAUCUUGAAGUGAAAAAUGCAAGAAAGUUAUUAACAUUGACUCUAAAAAAUACGAUCACCAUUUGUAAGAAAGAAGGGAAACAAAUUAAAUUAUAUUUUGAUGCUGCAUCAGAUAUCCUUGAUAUCACUCAACGAAUUUAUGGCACAGAAAAAUAUAAGGGAUUUAUCAGGAAGCAAGCAAUUUCUACUGCCAAAUCAACAGUGCAUGUCAUUUUUGGUGAAGAGCAAUCACAGAUGCUAGUUCCAGGAGGUCACAGUUCACUUGUGGAAGAGCAGAAAGCCAACAGAAGAGAGCCAUUAGCUGUAGCUAUAGGAGUUACUAAUCAAGAGGACAGCAGAUAUAUUCAGCACCAAGGGAUUACUCCUAAAAAAGUGAAAAUGUCACAAGCAGUGACAGUGAUUUGUAACAAACACAGAUUUCCUGACAAGAGCACAAAGGAAUCAAGCAAGAAAUCAUCCCAACAAAAGAAAGGAACGAAGUUGCCUUCGAAAGUGCUUAAUUCUGUGGAAAGAACUAGCACUCCCAAAAGACCACAAAAGCGAGGCACAGUUGCUAAGAUUUCAGAAUUGAUACAGAAUGAUGCCUAUGAAAAUAUUGAUGGAUUGUUGGAUGCCAUGUCUGAAUCAGUGGCAGUGCCCAGAAAGAAUAAACCUUUAACAGAAAGAAAAUCUCCCAUAAAUACUGAGAAUAUAAUGAUGACCAGCAAUUUGAAUAAUGAAAGUUGUGCAAAAGGGCCUGCUAUUGCAAAGUAUGCUGAAGGUCCCAGGAAAUCUGGAAGAGUAAUGACAUCUGAGUUUAAUGACCAUAACUGGGAAAUUAAAGAAAUGAAAAAUAAAGCAAUGGAGGGAGAAUUUAAUGCAAAAGCAGCAUUAUUUCUAAACAAAAUUAAUGACAGAUACAUUCAACAAGAGGAGUUAGCGCCUUCAAGAAAAGCCAAAGUACCUCUAGCUGAAAACAGAACCUGUUUAAAUAAAUCUGAUUUACCUCUUAGUAAGGAAAAACUUAUGAAUAAAAGCAGUAGACAGCAGGUGAAAACUACAUCUAUUAAUGUGCUAGACUGUGUGUCAAGUGAUAUUUAUGACUUCAAUGUGAAUGGAUCUGAUGACCCUACCAUAAAACUCCAAACCAAAAGAGAACAAGAAAAGAAGCAGUCCUUUAGGGACAAAGACUCAGAUCAGAGAGGUGGUGACAGGAAUGGAGAUAGCCGUUGGCCGAAGGAAUCAAACCAAAACCUUAAGCAACAGCAAAUAGAAUGUAGUGGAAAUAAAACUGCAGAGAAUCCUAAACAUUUGGUUGCAAAAAAACCUUCCCCAUCUCCAGUUCUGCCAGUGGAAAAGGAGCAACUACAACCAACAAAGGCACCAGUAUACAUAGAAGUAGAUGAGACUAUUGAAGCACCAGUAGCCAAACGUUCCAGAAGAGCAACAAUUACAACAAAAAAUUAUAAGGAUCUUUCAAAUUCUGAAUCAGGAAGUGAACAGAAAUCUUCACUAAAGUUCAUUUCCAAUGAAAAUAAUUCACCAGAGAAAGAAAACUUCCCUACCCAAAGUGAGGCUAUGCAAAGUAAAAAUCUUCAAGAUAUUGUUUCUCCUCAUUUAAAAGAUGGGAAAGAAUCACCAAAAAUUUCAGAUUAUGAAAAAGAAGUACAUCUUGAAGUAUCAGCUAACCUCUUGGCUGCAAGUCCAUCAUCUAUAGAGAAAAUGAGAUGUGCAGAGAAAGUAACCGAUGGAAGUUAUACCCAGGAAUAUGAUCAUUCAAUAAAGGCCUCACAACUUUAUCAGCAAAAUUCAGCACCAGAAAAAGAACCCUUAAACCAGCCCAAUGUUACUCAAGUAAUCAUGGAUAAAAUUGUAAGGAAUGCAAAUGACACUGAGGUCCUAGUUCCUGCCUUGGAAGCAACUAUCAAUUCUGAAGAUGAUAGCAGUUGUAGUUUAGAAGGCAAUCUUAGGGAAUCUGAACAGAAGACCCAUAUAAAUGUUUCACAAAAUACAGGAGAGGAAUCAGUGUUGCCAUUUGAAUUUUCCAUGUUGAGCAGGAAGAGAAAAAAGCCAUGGGAUGCAUCUCUGGAAGAUGUUCAUGAGUCAGAGCCUAUCAAAAGCCCAACUCUUACAAGGAGGUACCCUAAUGAUGGUCAGAGUGAUUAUGGUGAAGUGGAAAUGAGAGAAGACAGUGAAGCUGCGGAACCAAGCGUGCUUCCUAAAAAGUUGUUUAAACCAGCGGAUACAGCCUCUAUUUCUCACAAAGUUUCAGAUAGAACGUCCACAAUGUCAAGAAACGAUGUUUCCAUUCCUGGGGAGGAAUGGGAAUCUGAUUAUUCAAAUAUUGGGUCUCAACAAUUCAGUAAAGAAUUUCAGACCCACUCCAGUAAAGUGGAGGAUUUCACCAAAAAAUCCUUAGAACUGUUUCAGCAUCACAUGACAAGAAUUAGCAGUCAAAUUUUCAAGUACAGGAUGAAAGAACUUCAUGACUGUCAGCUCAUUUUUAAGGCAGAGAUGGAGAGGUUCGAAAAGGACAUUGAGUCACUGAUAAACUUGGAAAAUGAAUUUUUGGAUUAUUUGAAAAAGAAUUUUGAGAGGUUCUCUGUAUGUCAGGAAAGUGAACAACUGAGGGUUACAGCUCUGAAAAAUGCAAUGGAAACAUUUUUCUUAAACACCGCUGAACAAGAGAAAAAUAUUUUUACUACUGAGAUGGAGUUGAUGAGAGAGGGCUUGAAUGCACUUCGUGAAAGUUUUCUUAAGGAAAUAGCAAGUGCAUGUAAAGAAGAGGAUGUCCUCCAUAUUCGCAGAGGAGUAAUGUCAUUGUUAAUGCAGAUUGAAGAAAAACUAUAAUGCAUCAGAUUUGUUGUCUUAAUCGUUAGAUGCUGGGCUUGUAAUUUUCUAUUCAUCGAUACUGUAAAUCAUCUAAGAACAAUGCAAGCUCCAUGUGGAUAUUGAAGGUGGCCAUGUGAUCAAGGGAAUUGUAAGGCAGCACUCUCCCUCCACGCAUUUCAGUUGCCAUAGCAAUUUCUACCCUCAGGGACCCAACAUGGCAUUACCAAAGCAUAACUCAAUUUUAUAGGAGUAUUGUCCAUUUGGAAUUUCACUUUUGCCCGUUAUUCCUGAUUUCUUUCUGUCACUCCUCCAUCCCUUCAUCUGAGGGAUAACCAUCAGUGGUUGGACAUUUUUUUCUCAUUCAUUUCAUGGGUGCAAUUAGAAUUCAGUGUUCUUCAAUAAAUUGUUCCCUGCUAGUAAAAAUAUCUCUGGUGUAAAAACUAGUCCUUGCACAGCGUGCAAAUUAGUAUAUUUUUACAGGAGUAUUUAGAAUCUCCGUAGAUGUCAUUGUCAAAGAACAGUUGAAAAAGCUACUGACUGUCACUCUUGUUAUUAAAAUUAAAUAUCUGGUCAAAUUAUUCA